AUGUCGAAGCCCCAGGUCCUCAUCUGUGGCACCAUCGUCCACGCUCACGACGAGCUCAAGAAUGACCUUGGCUCGAUCGCAGAGAUUCUGCACCUCGAUACACCCACACGAGCCGAAUUCUUCCAAGCUUGCUCUGCCGGCGGCAAGUAUGCCAACAUCAUCGCCAUUUACCGACACAACGAUUCCGUGGACAAGGUGGGUCUUUUCGACGCUGAGCUCAUCAAUGCGCUCCCUGCUUCGCUCAAGUCGAUUUGUCACAACGGUGCUGGAUACGAUCAGAUCGAUGUCCAUGCUGCCAAGGCCAAGGGAAUCACCGUUUCGCACACACCUGCUGCUGUAGACGAUGCCACCGCCGAUACCGCCAUGUUCCUCGUCCUCUCGAGCUUGCGUCAAUACUACCGUGCUGAAAUCAACGCUAGGAGUGGAAAGUGGAAGUCGGGCCUGAAACCCGCUCACGACCCCGAGGGCAAGACGUUGGGUAUCAUUGGUAUGGGAGGUAUUGGCUCCGCCCUCGCCAAGCGAGCGGCCGCCUUUGACAUGAAGAUCAUCUACUACAACCGAAACCCAAACCCAAACGCCGACGCCUCUUACACAUAUGUUGAAUCUCAGCAACAACUGCUCGCUCAAUCCGACGUAGUCUCGCUCAACCUUCCGCUCAACAAGCAAACCGAAAAGUCGUUCGGCAAAGCCCAAUUCGACCAGAUGAAGGAUGGCGCCAUCCUCGUCAACACCGCUCGUGGAGGUGUCGUUGAUGAAGAGGCCCUCAUUGAAGCGCUCAGCAGCGGAAAACUUUCCAGCGCUGGCUUGGACGUCUACCCCGCAGAGCCAAAGAUCGACGAACGUCUGGUAAAGAUGGACAACUGCAUUUUGUUGCCACACAUGGGUACCGAGACCGUCGAGACACAGAAGAAGAUGGAGGUUCAGGUAUUUGGAUCCAUCAAGACUGCCAUCCAGACCGGAAAGCCCAGCUACAUUGUCAAGGAGCACAAGUGA
Mycosarcoma maydis (corn smut) is the source of this 993-nucleotide messenger RNA. Its product is annotated as putative GOR1 glyoxylate reductase. Gene Ontology annotation, cellular component: cytosol. Gene Ontology annotation, molecular function: glyoxylate reductase (NADPH) activity; NAD binding; hydroxypyruvate reductase [NAD(P)H] activity. The record is from RefSeq and is a predicted model, not a curated record. The coding region runs from base 1 to 993 and encodes 330 amino acids. The transcript is spliced from 2 exons. NCBI's taxonomy places the organism in Eukaryota, Fungi, Basidiomycota, Ustilaginomycetes, Ustilaginales.